Molecule: messenger RNA, 981 nt
Organism: Sphaerulina musiva SO2202
Lineage: Eukaryota; Fungi; Ascomycota; Dothideomycetes; Mycosphaerellales; Mycosphaerellaceae
Product: Aldo/keto reductase
Exons: 1
Coding region: 1-981 (326 amino acids)
Cellular component (GO): cytosol
Molecular function (GO): aldose reductase (NADPH) activity
Source: RefSeq, a predicted model, not a curated record
AUGUCCAGCGGCAAGACCUUCACCCUCAACAAUGGAGUAACCAUUCCUGCGGUGGGCUUCGGUACUUUCGCCAACGAAGGUGCCAAAGGCGAGACCUACACCGCCGUCACUCACGCCCUCAAAACCGGCUACCGACACCUGGACUGCGCCUGGUUCUAUCAAAAUGAAGGAGAAGUCGGCGAUGCUGUUGCAGAUUUCCUCAAAGACAACACGUCCGUAACACGCAGCGACAUUUUCAUCACCACAAAAGUCUGGAACCACCUCCACGAGCCUGAAGAGGUGAAGUGGUCUCUCCAAAACUCUCUGGAAAAGCUGAAGUUGGACUAUGUCGAUCUUUUCUUGAUCCACUGGCCGAUCGCAGCGGAGAAGGAUGAGAAGAACAUGCCAAAGUUGAACGAAAAAGGCCAGUAUGUGAUCAAGCAGGAGUUGACCAAGAACCCCAAGCCAACAUGGCGGGCGAUGGAAGAGCUGUAUGAGGCCGGAAAGGCGAGAGCUAUUGGCGUCUCGAACUGGACCAUUCCUGGUCUGAAAGAUCUCCUCAGCUGGGCCAAGGUCAAGCCUGCGGUCAACCAGGUUGAGAUUCAUCCUUUCCUGCCCAAUGACGAGCUCGUAAAGUUCUGCUUCGAGAACGGCGUUCUGCCCGAGGCAUACUCGCCGCUUGGAUCGCAGAACCAGGUCCCUUCAACAGGAGAGAAGGUCAACACGAAUGAGACCCUGAACAAGAUUGCAGAGAAGGGCGGAAACUCGCUUGCACAAGUGUUGAUCGCUUGGGGUAUCAGGAGGGGAUAUGUUGUGCUGCCAAAGAGCUCGACACCCUCACGUAUUGAGAGCAAUUUCAAGAGCAUCGACCUGAGCGACGAGGACUUUGAGGCCGUGAAUCAGGUUGCCAAGGGUCGUCACACGCGCUUCGUGAACAUGAAGGGUGAUUUUGGUUACGACGUGUGGCCAGAGGAUAGCAACAUUGCCGAGGUUCAGAAGUGA